This is a messenger RNA of Rosa rugosa (rugosa rose), 1771 nucleotides long. Its product is annotated as mitochondrial pyruvate carrier 4-like. The transcript is spliced from 7 exons. NCBI's taxonomy places the organism in Eukaryota, Viridiplantae, Streptophyta, Magnoliopsida, Rosales, Rosaceae. The coding region runs from base 1190 to 1516 and encodes 108 amino acids. Gene Ontology annotation, cellular component: mitochondrial inner membrane. The record is from RefSeq and is a predicted model, not a curated record. Gene Ontology annotation, biological process: pyruvate import into mitochondria.
AUUGAUUAUGGGAAAGUAAAUAAAACUAAGGGGUGGGUUUAUCUUGAACUUAUUGAACAGCCAGCAUAACCCAAACUCCCCAGUCCCCAGUUCUUCACCAGGGGCUUGUUACUGGGUUACUGUCGAAACAAUUGGCUUGCAGACUUAACACUGCGUGAAACUGGAGCAGGAAUCCAUUCCUGAUCCAAUACCAAUCGGGGAGGAAAUACCCUGUCAUCUUACCUUGUCAUCUCUCAGUUUUUAAGACAAAUGUUACCUGAAUUAAUUGAAAAUGGCCAACUUUUGGGUCAAAACGUGAGGUACCGAAAUUUAUGAGGAGCAAAACGUUACCUCAUACGUACCCUGUGAAAGGGUUUAGUACGGAAGCAGCAACAUAAAGUGAGAGAGGAGGGAGAGAGAUGGGUUGCGCUCUCACGUCCUGCCGCCUUUAAAACACUUACUCACCGCACCCGCUCUCCUGCCGGCCAUCGGCGGCGGCUGGAAUAAUCCAUUCGACUCAUCCUCGUGGUGGUGGCAUGACGACAGCGACAACGGUGGUGCAUGAUCUCAUAACCUCAUUUUGUUCUCGUCUAUAUUGUUGGCCUCCGUGGCGUGUUGCUUGUGCCAGCUCAGGCUGGCGUAUGCCCUAGCGUCGGAGGAGGAGGAUGUUGAGUCUGUGUGGGAAGUGAGGGGAGGCAAGUGGACAAAGCUCGUUCCUGAUUUUGUGAGGGACGGCUUUGUUGCUGCUAAUGGCGGUGGCUUGGCUUCAGUAAGCUUUGGGAGUCUUUGGCUGCAAUGCAAGAAUCUAUUUGUGCAAUUGAUGCUUCCAGAAGGCUUUCCUCAUAGUGUUGCUAGUGAUUAUCUGGACUACCCUCUCUGGAGACUGGAGAGCAGUUCAGGGCGUCGCUAGCCAUGUCAGUGGUGUGCUUGCCACACAGGCUUUGCUUUAUGCUGUUGGAUUGCUUUCCCCAAUUCCUACAGCUGCGGCGGUGAAUUGGGUGCUUAAGGAUGGGAUUGGAUACCUGAGCAAGAUUAUGCUCUCGAAAUAUGGGAGGCAUUUUGAUGUCAAUCCGAAAGGGCGAAGUUAAUCAGGGCCCAAAAAGUUGGACAUUGCUAUUUUUUGGCACCAUAUAAUUGGCUUAGAGAACAAAGUCGAGCAGAUAUUGAGCUUUUGAGGGAGGAGCUAGAGAUAGUUACAGAGAGAAGAUUCAUGGCGUCUUCAAAGCUCCAAGCGCUGUGGAACCACCCGGUCGGCCCUAAAACCAUUCAUUUUUGGGCACCGACUUUUAAAUGGGGCAUCAGCAUGGCUAAUAUUGCUGACUUCUCUAAACCACCUGAAAAUCUUCCAUAUCCUCAGCAAAUAGCCGUUGCAUGCACUGGAAUUGUCUGGUCACGCUAUUGUACUGUUAUCACUCCUAAGAACUGGAAUCUUCUUAGUGUCAACGUAGCAAUGGCCGGGACAGGCCUCUACCAACUCUCACGGAAAAUACGGCAGGACUAUUUCUGUGAGGCAGAACCAGCUGUUGCAGAACAAUGAUGACGAAAAUUGUUUGAACCACAUCUCGUCAUGGGUGCAAGGAUUAUGUUGCCUCUUUCCGUUGUACAUGCGAUUCCUUUCUUUGGAGGGUCUUGAUAGGAAAUUAUGAUGUAGUGUGGGAUUUUGUACUUCUGAUUAUGAUCAUGCAUGCUCGUUAAUUAACUGAUAGGGAACAGUUGAAGAGCCAAAAGUUCAUGAUUGACAAAUAAUCUGUUCCUCUAAAUUUCUUAAUUAUCAGUUUCCUUCUCAUCCAAA